GCAGAAAAUGUAUUUUUGAACACAGCUAGCUGCAAAAUCUGCAAAACUAGUAGCUGACUGACUGUAGAUCCAAGGUAGGCAAUAGCCUUUGCACACUCAUUUUCACUAGCUUUGCUGCUUUUUGUGUGCGCUGAAUAUCUGAGGAUUUGUGCUAGCUCGCUCUGCAAAGGUGUGAAGGUUCUGGUUGGUUCACCUUUCCACCCCUUUUUCUGCAGAAUCGGAAGAGAAAUUCACGAGAUGUCGAGCAGCAGUAGCAUCAGCAGCGACGACGAGAGAGAAAACUCUGCGCAUCUGCCUUUGCCGUCGCCCCCCGGCUCUCGACCGAGCUCAAGAGCCAGCUCUCGCUGCUCCAGCCCGCAGAGUCCCAGAAAGAGGCGAAACGGGAGCCUCCCGUCUGCCAGCGGCAUCGGAGCCACCCUCCAGAACACUGUUGAAGAAUUGAUUCAGAGAGACCUGCUCGACACUGGCGUCGUAGUAGAGCUGGCCAACUCUAAAGAUGCGCAGCAGAAGCUGGAGGACUUGCUCCCGAUACAUUUCUAUAGCUGGAGGCUCAAAAACGUUGAAGCUGCACUCGUAUACACCCUUCUGCACAUGUUUGUCCUACUGCAGCAGUGCAAUGAAAUGGUCAGAGAGAGAAGUGUGUACGAGGACUACAUUAGUCAUUUGAAGGCGCGCGUAGAAGAAAACCAGCAGCCUGAAUGUGGUUCUCAGGAACACGAGAGGGAAGAGUUAGUAAGGCUACGGAGGGAAAAUGCAGAGCUACGUCAAGAAAAAGCAAAGCUUCAAGCCUCUCAGAGUGAGCUCUAUCAAAUAAAUGACGCAUGGUCGAGAGACUAUAACAGCCUAACUAAAAAAGUAGAGGCUCUAACAUCUGGAAGUUGGAGCACCAGUAGCAACGGUACAUCCACCCACCAUCUCACAAACGGCACAUCCGUCACACACGCACCAGUCACUACCGCAGAACAGCACCAGAACGCACGUACCCCCACCCAUCCACCUUCCUUCGCACUUUCCCACGCCUCGCACUCGCACGCUUGCCCCAACUGCUUCUCGCUUCGAGAGCAGCUCGACCAACUGUCGCGACAGGCCAAAGAACUCGGUCGCAAGAACAGAGACCUCGAGAAACUUUUGGAAGAAGAGGAGAGAAAAUCGAAGCAGAAAGACAUGCUCAUAAAGUCACUGGACAGUGAAAACCAAGCAGUGCAGCUCCAGAUUCAAGAAAUUGGCGACCUUCAGGCUGCGGCGAGGCUGAAGGAAGACUUCCGCAAGCUGGAGCUGAAGAUGCGCCAGCUGGAGAAACAGCACCAAGACACCACCAGCAAGAAGAUACAACUUCAGCACCAGGUUGACAAGUUGAGACAUGCCUUCAUGUCCAUACUGGGAGUGAGCAGCUCAUCGCGGAGACAUCAUCACGACUGUAGGGUCCAGCAGUACAUGAGUGAACCGCUCCCUCCCCCUCCCACUCCUCCGGGCCUAAUUGCCAGGGGCGACCACAUGGGAAGCCUCGUCGAGAAAGACAGGCAGCUGCGAGUGUUGUUUGACGAGCAGGUGACCGGGUUCGAGCGGGCCACCCAGCACAACAUGAGUCUUCCCUCGGACACUCGCUCCUGGCCGCAGGUCACCAAACGCUCCCCGAGACCCAACACGCUCGUGCCCAUGACAAACGGCCACACCCACCACCUCUCUGCAAAGACGGGUAUAGCUGCACAGCCCGGCGCGCCCCCGCAGCAAAGACUGCUACCUUGUCCCACGUGCCGCACGCCCUACGACAUUGGGUCGGAGUCCGGUUUCGCUCACAUGUUCGAACACAUAAGCUACUGCGGACCUAAGAUUGUCAAAACAGAACUAUUGAGCAACCAAGUCACGUAAAACGCAAUUAUGUAUCCCGUUUUCCGCGUUUUUUCCUCUCAUUAUUUUCGGUUUUUAGAUCGAUUUUAUGUAUCCUGUUUUUCACACGGUGAAUUCUGUGCUACGUGAAGUUAUGCAGAUGAAGGGUUGCAAAUUUUAUAAACCAACUGAAGCUUCUUCAAGUCUCUUUUCUGUUGUGCUUUUUAUAUGAUGUGUACAUGUGUGUGUGUGUGUGUGUGUAGCAAUAAACCUCGCAAUAUAUUACUUGGUCCUAUACAAUUAUCUCAACACCAAUUACUAUUUUUUGUUUUCGUACACGAAAACCAUUUUAAAAAGUGAGAUUCAACAUAUUGCGCAUCUAAAAUGCCGCAGACCUGA
Messenger RNA from Geodia barretti, 2226 nucleotides. NCBI's taxonomy places the organism in Eukaryota, Metazoa, Porifera, Demospongiae, Tetractinellida, Geodiidae. The record is from the annotation of a GenBank genome assembly.